Messenger RNA from Debaryomyces tyrocola, 177 nucleotides. Lineage: Eukaryota; Fungi; Ascomycota; Pichiomycetes; Serinales; Debaryomycetaceae. The record is from the annotation of a GenBank genome assembly.
AUGAAAAUUACGAAAACUACUCUAAAAAAUAAGAGACUAGACAAGGCCUGCGAUUCUUAUCGUAUCAAAAAGACCAAAUGUGAUGGCAAGAAACCGUGCAACAGAUGCAGAUUGGAUAACAAGAUAUGUGUAUCCACCUCGAAAGGAAUGAAAGAUCUCACCAGACGGAUAUGUUGA